AUGGAUUUCGAAAGUGACACGGAUGGAGUUGGACUACCACCCGCCAUGCGACUUGAAAAUGGUGAAGAACCUGCCAUGACUCCUCAACAAGAACAUUCCAGGCGCAGCAGUAUUCGAAUGAUAAUGGCAGAUGAAUCUCUAUCCGCUCUUGAGAAACGAAAAUCAAUACAAUCGUUAAUGGAUGGCCGACGAAGGUCAUCCGCGGGGACGGCUUCGUCGUUGGGCGACGCGGCCCGUGAAGCAGCUUCCUACUAUACCGAAUCCACAGAAGAAGGAAGUGUCCUAGACGGAUCAUCGGGACAGUUUGAACGAAUGGAAAUUAGUGCACCAGCCCCAGCUCCGGAAUACGGUUACGGGGCAGCAGGCGGUGGAGUUGCCGCUGGUGGUGGUAGUGGUGGCUCAGAAAAUGGCGGUGAUGACAAUGGCCAAAUGAUGGUUGGAGGAGUAAGUCGCCGACAACGGCGGUCUGCUUCCUUGCCCGGAUGGUCCGACUCCAGCAUGCCCUCUGGAGCUUCGGCUGUGGCAGCCGCCAGUAGCAACAAGAUUUGGGAUGAUCCCAUAAACAUUAGUCGGCGGAUGGAAAAAUCAAGACCGGCAUGUUCACAUUACGAACGCAACUGUACCAUUGUUAGUCCUUGCUGCGGAGUGGCCUUUGGAUGCCGGAUUUGUCACGACGAAUGUCCCGUCUUGCCCAUGCCUUUUAGUAAGCGAAGGCCGGAAGAUAUUCCCAUGGAGAAUCGAGUCAAUUGGACCGAUACAGUAGAAAGUAGCAAACAACGGCAGCUCAAACGACGAUCGUUGCCGUUAGGCUUUGAGGAGGAAGAAACACAUCAUGAAAUUGAUCGUUUUGAGAUUGGUGAAAUCAUCUGUAGGCUCUGCUAUACCCGGCAGUCCAGCAAAACCAAUUUUUGCACCUGCUGUCACGCUCAGUUUGGUGCCUACCACUGUAAGAUUUGCAAUUUGUGGAUGUCUGAUGACGAAUCCCCGUAUCACUGCGAGAAAUGUGGAUUUUGUCGGGUGGGUGGUAGGGAAAACUUUCGGCACUGCGACGAUUGUGGCAUGUGCAUUGAUCGAUUACUCUUUGACGAUCACAAUUGCAAGGCUGGAAAGUACAUGUCCAAUUGUCCCGUCUGUCAAGAAGAUCUAUUCAGUUCUCGAGAUGCCUCGCAUGAAAUGCCCUGUGGGCAUGCCAUUCAUUGGCACUGUUUCAAGGAAUUGACCUCGUACGAUACGAGAUGUCCCGUUUGCAAAAAGACGGCCGAGACACCGGAACACAUGGCACCUACCUGGGAAGCAAUGGCCAUGGGAAUUGCCCUGCAACCAGUGCCACCAGAAUUGGCUCGUUGUGUCACAAUCAUUUGCAAUGACUGUGAGACGGUCGACCAUGAUCGGCGGUGGCACUUUUUGGGGGUACGGUGUAUGCGGUGCAUGAGUUUUAACACUUCUGUCGAACGAACCUCCUUGAUGGGGCGAGAAGCGGCUGCCUAUAUGGAUGAACUGGAUCGGCAAAAAGGUUCAACAGAUGAACCGAUGCAAGGCAGUUGA
Cylindrotheca closterium is the source of this 1545-nucleotide messenger RNA. The record is from the annotation of a GenBank genome assembly. NCBI's taxonomy places the organism in Eukaryota, Bacillariophyta, Bacillariophyceae, Bacillariales, Bacillariaceae.